AUGCCACACUGGCAUAAACUGGGAAUGCCUGCCAGCCCACUGGGAUUGGUGUGCCUGCUAUGUGUGCCAGCCCAACAGCAUUAUCCUGUGAGCUGGGAAAAAUGCCAGGCUGAUGCCAGUAAGCCAGGAAACAUACUGGUCUUAUUGUGCCAGGAUACAUAUCAGGCAAAUGCUAGUGCACUGGUACAGAAGCUAAGCUUGUGGUGGUGUGUUGGCAUGGAUGCUCAGCUAAUGCCAGUUUGCCAGGGUGGAUCCCAGCAUCCACACUAUUUCCAGUGGGUCAGAAGGCAUACCAGUGUACAUCCAUUGGGCCAGUAUGAGUUACAGCCACUUCCAGUAUGCCAGGACACAUACUGGCCUUAUGCUAGUGGUUGGCAUACAUGCCUAGCUAAGUUCCCUGCUAGUAUCAGUGGGCCAGAUGGAUCACAGCCUCCAGGCUAUUUCCAGUGGAUCAGAAGGCACACCAGUGGGAUUCUGUUGGGCUGGUAUGAAUUGAAUUCUGGCCAAUUCCAGUUAGCUGGUGGUUCAGAAGGCACACCAGUGGGAUUCUAUUGGGCCAGUAUAAGUUCUGGCCAAUUCCUGUCAGCUGGGCCAAAUGCCUGGUUGAUGACUGUGAGCUGGGACACCUACCAGCCUUAUGCUAGGGGGCUGGGACAGAUGCCAAUCCUAUGGUGGUUGAUUGGCAUGGAUACCCAGCUAAUGCUGCUUAAUGUCACUGGAUUAGAUGAUGGGCUAGUCUUUUGGCAUCUCCUUGCAAAUGCAUGA
Molecule: messenger RNA, 765 nt
Organism: Pisolithus orientalis
Lineage: Eukaryota; Fungi; Basidiomycota; Agaricomycetes; Boletales; Pisolithaceae
Exons: 6
Coding region: 1-765 (254 amino acids)
Source: RefSeq, a predicted model, not a curated record